Messenger RNA from Epinephelus lanceolatus (giant grouper), 2128 nucleotides. RefSeq names its product glycine receptor subunit alpha-2. Gene Ontology annotation, molecular function: transmembrane signaling receptor activity; glycine binding; transmitter-gated monoatomic ion channel activity. The record is from RefSeq and is a predicted model, not a curated record. Gene Ontology annotation, biological process: monoatomic ion transmembrane transport. Gene Ontology annotation, cellular component: plasma membrane. Lineage: Eukaryota; Metazoa; Chordata; Actinopteri; Perciformes; Serranidae.
GUUUUCUCAGCAAAAAGUAACCAACUCUGUUAAUCUAAUGCUGCGAUGAAGAGCAACGCUGGCCACUCUGCUUUGGAAAUGCUCCUGUCUCUUUAAAUAUUCUUGCAGUAAUUCCUUCAACAUGCAUAUGGCCAUAAAAAAGAGAUAAAGCUUCAAGUCAUCCACACAAACACGGGCAUUUUGAAUUAUAGAGCAGCAGCUUCCUGUAUUUUACACCUGCAGGGAGGGGAGGGAGGCUCAGCUGAGUUCACAGCACACAGCCUCGGCUGCAAGAGCAACAACAAGUUCCCCGCAUCUCUGCUUCUUUUUCUUUUUUCCUUUCCUUCUUUUCCAGUUCCUCCCUCCAUCGCUCUUACAUCUGUUGUUUCUACUAACUAAGAAUGCUAUUGCACAUGUUGUGUAUGGUGUGGGCUUCAUCUGUCAUUUUUCUGCAAGGCAGGUCUGUGCUCUGCAAAGAGAUGAAGCUCCCGAGCAGAGCAGCCAAGGCUCCCUCUCCAUCUGACUUUCUAGACAAACUGAUGGGACGCACAUCUGGCUAUGACGCCCGCAUCAGGCCGAACUUCAAAGGUCCUCCAGUCAACGUCACGUGUAACAUCUUCAUCAACAGCUUCGGAUCCAUCACUGAAACAACUAUGGACUACCGGCUCAAUGUAUUUCUGCGACAGCAGUGGAAUGACCCUCGACUGGCAUAUAAGGAGUAUCCAGAUGACUCUCUGGAUCUGGACCCUUCGAUGUUGGACUCCAUUUGGAAACCUGACCUGUUCUUUGCAAAUGAAAAGGGAGCAAACUUUCACGAGGUUACAACAGACAACAAACUGCUUCGGAUAUUCCAGAAUGGGAACGUCCUCUACAGCAUCAGGCUGACCCUUACCCUUUCCUGUCCUAUGGAUCUGAAGAACUUCCCCAUGGACAGCCAGACGUGUACGAUGCAGCUCGAAAGCUUUGGCUACACCAUGAAUGAUCUCAUUUUUGAAUGGCUGGAUGUGGGAGCGGUGCAGGUGGCUGAUGAUCUGACGCUCCCUCAGUUUGUGCUAAAAGAGGAGAAAGGCCUCGGCUACUGCACCAAGCACUACAACACAGGUAAAUUCACCUGCAUCGAGGUCAAAUUCCACCUGGAGCGUCAGAUGGGCUACUACCUGAUCCAGAUGUACAUACCGAGUCUGCUCACCGUCAUCCUGUCCUGGGUGUCCUUCUGGAUCAACAUGGAUGCAGCUCCGGCCAGAGUGGGACUGGGGAUCACUACAGUGCUCACCAUGACGACGCAGAGCUCAGGCUCCAGGGCCUCCCUGCCAAAGGUGUCCUAUGUGAAAGCCAUAGACAUUUGGAUGGCGGUGUGUCUUCUCUUCGUGUUUGCUGCACUGCUGGAGUAUGCAGCCGUUAAUUUUGUUUCACGCCAGCACAAGGAGUUCUUCAGGCUGAGGAAGAAGCUCAAAGAGCAACAGCGGCAGAGAGCUCAGGGAAGUGGUGACAGUAAGGUGAAAGGAAAAAACAUGUCAGGCAACAAUGCUCCUCAUGGGAACGUAGUCCAGCAGUGCAGUGCCUGUGCCAGGGAGGAGGAGCUGGCACAGCAGGGUUUACUCUUCCAGAGUUAUGGACUUGCCCUGGCAGCAGGGACCGCACAGGAAAUGGAUGCAACGCCGGUCUUCGCAGAUUUACCUCCUGGUUUAGGUUUCUAUGAUAUUCGCAGGCGCUUUGUGGAUCGAGCAAAAAGGAUUGAUACCAUUGCCCGAGCUGUUUUCCCCAUGAGCUUCCUCAUGUUUAAUGUCCUCUACUGGCUUACCUACAAAGUUCUACGACAUGAAGACCUUCUAGCCACGCUGUGAUGACACAACGAACGAGGACCAUAAAGACACUGGAUACCUUUAUUUCUGCUCUCUUCACUGAAACAUUUACAGGCUGAGAGUCCUCAGCUGAGCCAUGCAAGAUACAUUGUGACUGCAUGUCCAGUGUCAUUGGGACAUUCCAAGGCAUGGAAGAGUCCAUCAGUUUCUUUACAUUUUUAAUACCUCCAAAGAAAUGCACUUUGCCUCAGCACUGAUGCUUUAUACAUCACACCUCAGUGUACAGUAUGUGUGUAUAGUCAGCAUCUUUAAGGUCCAGUGUGUAACAUUUAGGGGAAUUUAGUGAC